AAUUAACGCAUAACCAUGGCGGUUACUCUUGUAAAAAGCGCGCCUUCUAGUCGAAAAACGUCCGCAUAUUAUUCGACUUCCAGUGAUAAAUCUAAUGGAUUUACCAGACAAUCAAGCGCUUCGGAACAAUUAGACCAAUCGAGACGAAGUCUCUCUUUCGGCCGCGUGGCCACACUUGCCGCGAGUCAGUGUACAGACUUGGCUGCUUUCAGGCGUCUGUUGGACGAAGAGCAAUUAAGCAGAAUGAUGAAACAACCGCAGCAGCAACAGAUGGGCGGGGGUCCUGCUCUGUCGAUGAGGGGGGCUAUGCCGCCUAUGCAGCAUACAUUACCGAUGACUCAUAGGUCCCAAUACGGGGGUGCCUCAAAAGGAAGACUGGGCGCUUACAGUGCAGUGGGUGGGGGAUCAUUCGCGCCCUCUCUCUCCUCAUCUUCGUUUUUCACCCGACACAACCCCCACCCGAAUAGAGUGAGACACAUGCAGGGCUUGUUGAAUGUCCCCAUCUGCCAUGUGUCGGAUGAUGGGUUCCAGCCACCACAGAGACCCCUAAUGACUCCCGAAAGAAGGUAA
Messenger RNA from Symsagittifera roscoffensis, 570 nucleotides. RefSeq lists its product as uncharacterized. The transcript is spliced from 2 exons. Bases 16 to 570 code for a protein of 184 amino acids. The record is from RefSeq and is a predicted model, not a curated record. Lineage: Eukaryota; Metazoa; Xenacoelomorpha; Acoela; Convolutidae.